Messenger RNA from Ceratosolen solmsi marchali, 3793 nucleotides. RefSeq names its product open rectifier K[+] channel 1 (gene Ork1). Gene Ontology annotation, cellular component: plasma membrane. Gene Ontology annotation, molecular function: outward rectifier potassium channel activity; potassium ion leak channel activity. Gene Ontology annotation, biological process: potassium ion transmembrane transport; stabilization of membrane potential. The transcript is spliced from 10 exons. The record is from RefSeq and is a predicted model, not a curated record. Bases 127 to 3735 code for a protein of 1202 amino acids. Lineage: Eukaryota; Metazoa; Arthropoda; Insecta; Hymenoptera; Agaonidae.
GCUGGAGAGGAAGUUGAGAGGCCUCGCGGCAAUCGGCCGUGGGCUCGCGUGUCGCCUCGCCGCGAUGACCUCGUGACGAAGGGCCCCCUAAGCUGCUCCUCCUCGGGGAACCGCCGCCCCCGGAUAAUGUCGAAGAAGCAGUGGCUGGUGCUGCUGAUGCUGUUUCUCACUUACCUCCUACUCGGUGCUUCGAUAUUCUACCACAUCGAGAGUCGGCUCGAGGUCGAGAAGGUGCGCGUGGCCAAGGAGGAGCGGAUCGAGAUCAACGCUCUCUUAAUUGAACAUUAUAUGCCGGGUGGAGGUCAUGACCAGCAUGAAAUUUUAGACAAACUCACAAGAUACUGCGGUAAAUCUGUCCAUAACUAUAGUGAAGGUGAAUUCGAUCCUUUAAAAUGGGAUUUCUACAACAGUUUUUAUUUUGCCUACACAGUCGUCAGUACUAUUGGUUACGGCAAUCUGGCCCCAACGAAUAUGUUGGGUCGUGUGCUCAUGAUCUUCUACGCGUUGGUCGGCAUACCCAUGAACGGAAUCCUGCUCGCACAGUUGGGCGAAUUCUUCGGGCAAGUGUUCGUAACGGCAGUGCGCAAGUACAAGUCCUACAAGCAGAAUCAGAACGAGUACUCGAAGAAGUCAUUGACGUCACUGGAGAAGAGGAGGGCCGGGUUGGCUAUGCAGAUCUUCAUGUACUUGCUGCCAGGUUUCGUCAUGUUCAUCUUCUUUCCGGCCUUCCUCUUCUCGUAUUACGAGGGAUGGACGUACGACGAGGCGGUAUAUUACGCCUUUGUCACGCUGACCACCAUAGGUUUUGGAGACUACGUUGCGGGUCAGGAUAACACAAAAGGUAAUGGUAUUUGGUUUGGCCUUUACAAGACAUUUCUAAUCUGUUGGAUCUCUUUCGGCUUGGGAUACAUUGUCAUGAUUAUGACAUUCAUUGGUCGUGGUAUGACUAGUAAAAAAAUCGCCAGACUCGAACACAAGCUUGCCGUUAAGCUUAAGCACACGCAGAGCAAAAUUUGGAACGAAUUCAAUGAAGAUGUCAAUUACCUCAGAAGGGUAUUCAAUGAACUUCAACUCUCUAAAGUCAAGAGGGUAUACAUGGAUCAGUACGAUUACGAUACGCCUCCGCCUCACUUUCCAAGUAGCAGUAGUUUUCCUGAUUUACGAGAAUUGGUUUACGGCGGCCUUGAGCCACCGACGCCUCCACACCCACGACGUCGAGCGAAUAGCGAAGUCGUUCCUAUGGAGGCGCAGGUAGCGCGCGUUGUCUCCGAAACGGAUCUCCAGCGCAUCGAUAAGCACGCGACCUUUGCCACCCACGCGAUGGUUCAACCGGCUGAACUUCUGGCUCGCCUCGUCAACAUCCUCGGCUACAUACCGCCACCACCGGAUGAUGAGGAGACGACCAUCGUUGACCCGACGGAGAAGAUCGGCGUGACCGCUGGCGUGCAAGGAUUCAGCGAGAAGGAGAUAUUGGCGAGUGAAGCAUCACCUUGGAAUCCGAAUAACGACCUCAGGUGGAAGCUUGGGGCGGACUCGCCAAGACCACGUUCCCGAGCCUCCAGUGAGGUACGGCUCGAGCGUCCCGAGAUGUUCCCGCAACCGAGCGCGUGCGAGUGGACCUGGUCCGGACCCGCGGCUUCCAGUAAGAUCCAGGAGAUGAUGAGGGCACGCAAGGAGCAGGGCGGGAGAUCGCGCUUUCUCUCCUUCGGACUGGGCCUACCCAAGUCCGUGCAAAAGACGCUGUUGCCACGUUGGCUGAGGCAGCUCAAUGUCAGGAAGUCCCAAGCUGAGCGGACGAGCUCGAUCAAUGACUUCGAGGCUGCAGCUAACGAGGAGAGGGAGUCGGCAUCGCAACCACAGACACCCGGUGGUCGGAACGUUGGUGCGGAUGGCAUGGAGCGUCGUUAUUCGUAUUCGCGGCCGUAUUUCACGCACACGGGUGGCAGUCUCCUGGAGGAGACUUCUCUCGCGGAUCUGCUACGCGCUCUGACUGCACUGCACACGCGGGUCGGAGCGGUACCGGACGAGUUCUCCGGACUACGGAGACCCACUCAGGCUCAGAUACAGGCCCAGACUCAGCCCCAGACUCAGCCCCAGUCCCAGCCCCAGCGUAAGCUUGGCACGGCCUCUCUGACACCGCCCAAGUUGCCGAGCCUUCUGGCGUUGUUCUCACCGCCGAUGGGUCAUAGUCAGAGCCAGCAGAACACUGUGACGAGCGUCGCCGGAACCCGGGCACUGGCCAGACGACUCUCCCUCAGGACAGCCGAGAGCUCCAGUACCUCGACUCCGAUGUAUCAACGGAGGGCGACUCAGGGCUCGCAACAAAUUCCCAGAGCCAGCAGGCGAUUUUCCCUUAGGCCCGUUAUCCCGUCGUCACACUACUCUUACAACACCGGUCAAGCGCAGGUGGACGAGCAGAGCCCGCCACCUUACACGAGUGAGCACUUUACCCUCGACUGCCCGAAAAAACCACUAGUGCAGAUGGAAGGGGCUCCGGGUGCUUCGACACCGGUUGCCGUCCCGGUCACCAGUGGUAGCAACAGGCGUUUCUCUCUAAGGCCGGCGCAGAUUGGCGUACCCCCUGCCCCGGCCGCGUCACCCGCGACCGCUACUGCCGCCAUCGCCACCUCAACUACCACCGCUGCUGUCGCCGCCGCCGCCGCCGCCGCCGCCACCGCUGCAUCAACCGCCCAACUGCUGAAGCCUAUGCCUAGGUGGAGAGCCGGACUCUUGCAGCGCCAGAUCAGCCAGAAGAACGCACAGCGCAGGGUCAGAGCUUUCAGUCUCAGCGACGUACACUCGGAAGAGUCCGAGCAUCGGAUUGGUAUUAGUCCGCUGGCAUUACACGAUAAUGCGCGAACUGUCACGUCUGUCCAAGGUCAAAAGUUGACGUCCACGCAGAAGACGGUGACGAUCGUGUCGCCCGAUCUUUCGAGAACGAAAAGCGAAUUCCAGCAGCAAUCUCCGGAUGCUCGACACCGGGAUCAGGAACGGGGCGCGCUAUUGUUCGCUGCACCCAGGACUCUUAGGCGCUAUAAUAGCGACAUCGAGUCCGUCUCUUCCAAGAGCUCGAGUUAUUCAUCCAAAUCGCUGGAUAAGGAGUCGGUCAAUAGAACGAGCCAAGGUUCCUCCAAGAGCAGCAGCAGGAAAAGCUCCAAAGAUAGUAUAAAUGAGCGCGGUAGGGGAACGGCGACCUGGAAAAUUACGAGCCACGAUGAGAACGAUGACGAUGACGAUGAUAAGUGGGAUUUCCCAGGGAGUGACAAUUUCGAGAUCGACAAGGAGAGUCGAGUUGCUCCCCUAAGUGCGAACGACGACAUUCUGACGGCCAUGAUUAAAGAGUCGGAUGGAGCGACCGGGAAGUUGUCCUCGGUCAACAGUGGUCCUGUCGUGAAUAUGUCCGAAGGGAAUAUCGGUAGCAUGUCCUUGAGAGUCGAGCAGCAAUUAGCUGGCAGCAUAACCAUCCCUACCUUAUCAAUCGAGCCUUGGAUGGACUCGCUGGGCGAGUCGACAACGGCCACGUUCGAGAGGGGGAAAAAGACAGGAGCCAAGUCAUGUGACAAGAUGAGUCCCGAGUCUUUAGCUUCGUUUACGGAUGAAAGGAAGAGACAACCGGUGGAAACUGUUGCCGAGGCAUUUGUCGAACGUCAUCCAGUGACACUGACCCAGGAAGUGAAGAUUGAUGUGCCGGAUAUAUUUGGCAUAGAUACUGCAUAUUCCUCUGUAGAAAAGUAAUUGACGAGUCAAUGACGAUUUUGUACGAUCAAGUAUUUUUAUUUUUUAUUUAUUUUUG